Molecule: messenger RNA, 1745 nt
Organism: Sarcophilus harrisii (Tasmanian devil)
Lineage: Eukaryota; Metazoa; Chordata; Mammalia; Dasyuromorphia; Dasyuridae
Gene: MSANTD1
Product: Myb/SANT DNA binding domain containing 1
Exons: 3
Coding region: 184-963 (259 amino acids)
Biological process (GO): positive regulation of DNA-templated transcription
Cellular component (GO): nuclear body
Source: RefSeq, a predicted model, not a curated record
CUGUCAGAUGUAGGCCCCAUUUUGUGCACUCAAGCUUCAAGCUGUUGCAAAAAGGUUUCACAUGGGCUGUUGUCAUUCAAAUGCUUUGCCCACUUGGCUACGUCGUGCACGACCCAAACCUGGGCUAAAAAUCCUGCCUCUAUUAAGUGUGCUCUUUUAAAAACCCUUUUAGGUCAAUCAGCCAUGGCCGCAGCAGAAAUCCCUAGUUAUGUUGUUUCUCCUCAGACUGAGAAACACAGGAGGGCCAGAAACUGGACGGACGCAGAGAUGAGAGGCUUAAUGCUGGUCUGGGAAGAAUUUUUUGAUGAAUUGAAACAAACUAAGCGGAAUGCCAAAGUUUAUGAGAAAAUGGCUAAUAAACUCUUUGAGAUGACUGGGGAGCACCGUCACGGAGAAGAGAUUAAGAUCAAAAUCACCAACAUGACAUUCCAGUACAGGAAAUUAAAAUGCAUGACUGAUAGCGAGUCUGUUCCACCCGACUGGCCUUAUUAUAUAACCAUUGAUAGAAUACUGUCCAAAGUCACUGAAUACAAUGACGUGAAACUGCAGGAGAGCCAGCAGCCGGGGCCUUCCACGUCCCAGACCGAGGCGUCCCUCUCGCCGUCCGCUAAGUCCACCCCUCUGUACUUACCGUAUAACCAGUAUUCAUAUGAAGGAAGGGAGGAGUGCUACGAGGAAGACCACUCCGAGAGCUCCUCCAGCUUACUCUCUUUUAAGUUAAGAUCAGAAGAAAGACCAGUCAAAAAAAGGAAAGUACAGAGUUGUCAUUUUCAAAAGAAAAAACUCAAAUUGAUGGAAUCUAUGUUGGAGGAGCAAAAGAAACUCAGUCGGGCGAUGGAAGAAACCUGCCGGGAGGUUCGGCGAAUCCUUGAUCAACAGAACAUCAUCCAGGUUCAGAGCCUCCAGCUUCAGGAGCGCAUGAUGAACCUGCUGGAAAAGAUCAUCUCCAAGUCCAAUGUCUAGUUAGGGUCUCACCAGAUUCUGCUAUGGCCCCAUUCCCACCACAGACGGAUCCUCUCCUGCUUUACAUUGCCCUCUUCACAGGAGGUGACAGAAUAUUUCAGAAAAAAAGGGAAAGACAAAGCUGAACCAGCCCAAGAAAUACAACUACAAUCGGAAGCAGAAAAUUAUUAAUCCCCCCAACCAAGUCCGGCCCCACACUGCGGGCAGAGCAAAGGAGGAGUUGUAUAACUCUGUCUCAUCGCUGGGUUCACUAGGGAUGGUGGAUCUUCAGCUAUAGCUACUCUUGAAGACUAGAUUCUUAAAUAAACUGUGGAGGAGAUUCACACCAUCGAAAUCCUAGCACACUGAAGGACUGAAGCAUUACAUUUCACCUAGGGUUAAUUGUCUUAAUUAUUUUUAUAUUUUCAAAGUUCAAGAGACUUCUAGCUUGCAGGAAUUGAAUUCUUAUUGUGCUAUUUCUGGGUCAUUCUGAGAGUGGAGGCUGGGGCAAAUUUGUCACGGAUCUGACUGAGCUGACGUCGGAUCUGCCGGGAGAAGUCACCUUGGAAAUGGGGCAUAAAGUUUCUUGUUUUGUCCAAAGGAGUGCCCUAUCCUGAACCCCCACUUUAGGAGGCCCCAGUGUAGGUCACCCAAUAUACUUGAUUUGAAACUCAGUAUCUGAUGGGCCUUAAUCUUGAUGGUGGAAAUCCAUGUUCAUGCCCAAAUAAAUUAGCAUUAAGAAGUACCAACCUCACAUAUAUAUGUAUAUAUGUAUAUAUAUAUAUAUAUAUAUGUGUGUGUAU